AUGAAGCUCUUCCACAAGUUCCGAAAGAUUCUCAUGAGGCUCAUCGACUUCACUCUUCCUUGCUCCUCCCGCAGACACAAGAACUCCGGCGAGGGAGAGAGGGUUGAACCACCGAAGAUAUCUUGCAGUAGUUCGUACUAUUCGUCUCAGCAUAUUCCAUCUAGGUCGAACUGUUAA
Eruca vesicaria subsp. sativa (arugula) is the source of this 177-nucleotide messenger RNA. NCBI's taxonomy places the organism in Eukaryota, Viridiplantae, Streptophyta, Magnoliopsida, Brassicales, Brassicaceae. The record is from the annotation of a GenBank genome assembly.